Molecule: messenger RNA, 4905 nt
Organism: Maniola jurtina (meadow brown)
Lineage: Eukaryota; Metazoa; Arthropoda; Insecta; Lepidoptera; Nymphalidae
Exons: 31
Coding region: 100-4905 (1601 amino acids)
Biological process (GO): steroid metabolic process
Cellular component (GO): cytoplasm; membrane
Molecular function (GO): FAD binding; calcium ion binding; Delta24(24-1) sterol reductase activity
Source: RefSeq, a predicted model, not a curated record
UGGCCGUGGAGUCGAGCUCGAUAAAAUUGCUAAGCAGCAGUUGUUGGCCGGCGGCCGACGGACCAGGACGUCAACAGCUUAUAGAUUUCCAUAUUCACCAUGGACGCGGCUCAGCCAGAAUCUCUCGUGGAGUACAUCCUGAUAGAGUACCGGUGGCUGGUGGUGAUCACCACGCUCAUGCCGCUCUCCUUCGUCUGGAAGAUCUGGUCAACCCUCAGGAACUAUGUCGUGUUCCGGCUGAACAGCGCUCCCAAGGCCCAUGAGAGGAAAGUUCAAGAAAUCCAGAGACAGAUAAAGGAAUGGUUGGCAGGCGACCGCAGCACCCAGCUGUGCACCGCCCGCCCCGCGUGGCAGACCAUGUCGUUCCGCCAGGGCAUCUACAAGAAGAACUUCACUAACAUCCACAUCAACUUGGUCGAUGUGCUGGAGAUCGAUAAAGAGAAUAUGACAGUUCGUUGCGAGCCAUUAGUCACCAUGGGCCAGCUAUCCAGAACCCUGGCAGCUUUCGGCUUGGCGCCAGCAGUGGUGCCCGAGCUGGACCAGCUGACGGUGGGCGGGCUGGUGAUGGGCACGGGCGUGGAAACCUCCUCGCACAUUCAUGGUCUCUUCCAGCACAUAUGCCUGCAGUAUGAACUCCUGCUGGCUGACGGAUCUAUUGUCACUUGCAAUGACAUUCUCAACCCUGGUCUAUUCUAUGCGAUACCGUGGUCCUAUGGUACAUUAGGAUUCCUGACAUCUGUGUUGAUAAAAGUCGUGCCUGCGAAAAAGUAUGUGCGUUUGGAAUACCACCCCUAUACAAGUUUACCAGACCUAAGCAAUCGGUUCAGAGAGGAGUCACUAAAGGCAGAACCACAUCAAUUCGUCGAAGCGUUGUUAUUCACUAAAGACAGCGGGGUUGUGAUGACUGGUGAUAUGGUGGAUGAAAAGGGAGAUGAUGGCAAGUUCAAUCCUAUCGGCAAAUGGUAUUCGGAGUGGUUUUUCAAACAAGUAGAGAAGUACCUCAUCAGAUAUAAAAAUGGAGCCAAGAAGACUUGUGUUGAAUAUAUACCACUGAGGCAUUACUACCACAGACACACGCGUAGCUUCUUUUGGGAACUCCAGGAUAUAAUUCCCUUCGGCAACCAUCCAGUAUUUCGUUACCUGUUCGGUUGGCUGAUGCCGCCCGAGAUCUCUCUGCUGAAGCUGACACAGCCUCAGGCUGUCACCAAUCUGUACAACAAGGCGCACGUCAUACAGGACAUGUUGGUGCCGAUUGAAACCUUGGAGGAAGCUAUCCAGACCUUCCAUAAAGAGUUCGAGGUGUAUCCCAUUUGGUUAUGUCCUUUCAAAGUAUUCAACAAUCCGGGCCAGCUCAAGAUUUCUGACACGACCAAAAAAUGGCAGAUGUUUGUAGACAUUGGCGUUUAUGGUGUUCCUAAAGCUAAAGGAUUUGAAACUGAAUCCUCAACACGAAGAAUAGAGAAGUUCGUAACAGAAAAGCACGGCUUCCAAAUGCUGUACGCGGAUACUUACACAACUAGGGAGGAGUUCCGACAGAUGUUCGACCACACGCUUUAUGAUAAACUGAGGGACACGCUGCCUUACUGUUUAUCGUCAGACGAAGUAGCAGAUCUAACAGAGUCAUGCUGCAGCCACGGGGAAAGUUUCGCAGUCAUUUCCACCACCACAUCCUGUGCAAGCAUGGAUGUGCCGGAUGACAUCGAGCCAGAACAGACUGAAAUGUGUCUGUCAGCUGGGAAGAGUUGCUGCAAGAAACAGAUGGAGCAGAAAGAAGAAUGCGCUACGGGUAUGAAGUUGGCACUCCUCAAACGAUGUAUGUCACCAAACAGCGACAUUGGAAAGAUGUGUUGCGAUGAAUGCACGUUCGGAAGAAUAACAGGUGAAUCUGAAGGUGCAGGUGGCUGUGGAAGCUUAUCAGAAGACUACUACAGUCCCACCAGUGCGUUGAGGCAAAACGCUUUUUACAAAUGCUGCAUGGAUGCUGUAGAAGUAGAGACGACUACAAAAAAGAAAGUUGAAACAACAACGACAGAAAAGCCGAAAGAGAAAUGUAAGGCUAAUUCUUGUGACCACAUUUGUACCGACGACGAUGGCAAGGUGCAAUGUCAGUGCCGGGAAGGUUUUAGACUGCAGGCAGAUAGAAAGUCUUGUAAAGAUAUCAAUGAAUGUGCUGAGGCCUUAGAUGAUCUCUGUACGAAGGAAGACACAGUUUGUCAUAACACAGAGGGUUCAUUCAAAUGUGUUCCACUCAAAAAGAGGGACGUUAGUCUGAGCUGCCCACCUGGAUUUAAACGAAACGUGAUCAAUCAAGUCUGUGAUGAUAUCAACGAAUGCCGUUCAUCAAGACCUCCAUGUCCAAAAUAUCUUUGCGAGAACACUAUAGGUGGUUAUAAAUGCGGUGGCAAGCCCGGCAAGCCUUAUACUGAAGACACUGGAGCAACUACCACGGAGGCUGGUGUUACUAUACCUACUAUGAAGAAUGAUAUUUGUCCACCGGGAUUCCGAGCUGGUCCAGAUGAUGAAUGCCUUGACAUCGACGAGUGCGAGGAACGGUUGGACGACUGCCAGCGACUCUCACAGUACUGUAUCAACACGCACGGCAACUAUUUUUGCCAGGAUCACGUCUCCAAGCGAUGCGCUCCUGGCUUCAAGGUCAAUAUUGCUACUGGAAUUUGCGAAGAUAUCGAUGAAUGUGAAGAAAGUUCAGAGGUGUGCAAACGGAACGAGGUGUGCAUCAAUUUACCAGGGGCGUACAAUUGCAAAUCCAAGAUAAGCAUUUUACCAAAAUUACCAACAAAGAAGUGUCAAGAAGGUACAAGAGUUCGACCAGGAGGAACAAUUUGUGAAGAUAUCGACGAGUGUCGUGAAGGUAGUCACUUAUGCGAUCAGUUUCAAAACUGUAUCAACACAUACGGCGGACACGAGUGCCGGUGUAAAACUGGAUUCGAACUAGACUCCACAUCGGGAUCUUGCGUAGAUGUGGAUGAAUGCGCCUUGAAGCUGGACAACUGCCAGGCUGGACUGCAGUGUCUCAACGUGUUGGGCUCAUUCACCUGCACUCGACGCUCAGCUACUUCCACUUCUACCUCAACUGUGAUACCAGCUUAUGAAUACGAAUACUAUGAUUCUGGCGAGGAGGAGAACACAGUCAUUCCAGAGCCACAAACAACAUCAACCUCUACAACUACGACUUCUACUACAACAACUUCAACUACUACACCGCGGCCAACGACCACCAGCACAAGCACAACUCCUAGACCUAUCCAGCCUCCUAGAAGAUACCCUUACUUCAGACCUACCUUCCAAGCAAGACCACCAUCUUCAACCACCACCACGACGCCAGUGCCUUCUAGAAGACCACUUCCAGAAUAUUAUCCAAGAAGACCAGUAACGGAAGUAACGACAUCAACGGAUUCAAAUACUGUGGAUAGAGAACGGAAACCCGGUACUGAUAUUGAUUUUAAUCCAAACGAGCUUCACUGUCUGAAUGGAUACGAGAGAAAUGAACGCGGGGAGUGCGUUGAUGUAAACGAGUGCAAUGAGAACAGGCACAUUUGUGGUCCACUAGAAGUGUGUAUAAACAGGGUUGCGGGUUACGAAUGCGACUGUAUGCCCGGCUUUACCAGGGACCCGUCUGGUUGGUGCGUGGUGGUCACUACCUCUACUACUCCGAGACCUAGGCCCACAACGCCUAGGCCUACAACGCCUAGGCCUACAACUAGACUCACUACACCCAGGCUUACAACUCCGACGCUUACAACACCUAGGUCUACUACACCCAGAAUUACAACAGCUGUAACUACCACUCCACGAGUUACUUCUACGGAAGUUACAACUCCAGCGUCAACCACGCCGGAAUGGUGGCAUCAGCCAAGUCGUGGCCACUACAAUCCUCCGCCAAACUGCGAGCUUGGAUACAUUUACAGCCACAGCCGCAGAAAGUGUAUCGAUAUCGACGAGUGCGCUACAAUGAGAGCAAAUUGCGCGGCCACAGAAGACUGCGUCAAUACGGAAGGAGGAUACCGCUGUGUGUGUAGCCAGAGGUGUCGUGAAGCUUCUACGCCUACGCAUACUUAUCGGGAACCUUCAUCACCGUCGCUAAGCCCAGAUUCAACAGUGAUCACGGUGGGUGCACAGUACGGUCAAAAUGGCCCCCGAUACUUGAGACCCACUUACACACGACUUCACGACUCCGGAGCGAUCGUCACCACGUGUCCGUGGGGGUAUAAGCUAACUCCUGACAGGAUUUGCUUAGAUAUCGAUGAAUGCGAACGCAACGUAUCGGAAUGUGGGCCACAGCAGCGCUGUGAGAACUUCUACGGCGGCUUCUCAUGCCAGUGCCCGCCCGGCCACAGGAACAUCGGCAAGAACUGUGAAGACAUCGACGAAUGUAGCUAUGGCAAUACAUGCUCAUAUAACGCGCGAUGUGUGAACACGGUUGGGUCGUUCAAAUGCGAAUGUUCGGAAGGUUUCCGUAACGCACCUUCGAACGACAAGGUGUGUGUCGACGUGGACGAAUGUGCGGAGACGCCCACUCUGUGUGAACAUAAAUGCGCCAACGCCUGGGGCGGCUACCGGUGCUACUGUGACAAGGGAUACAGACUACACAAGGAUAACAGGACAUGUGUAGACAUCGACGAAUGUGAGGAGUUCAGUCGGUCGAGAUCCCGCGGCCGGCUGUGCGGUGGUCGGUGUGUAAACGUGGCUGGUUCCUACCGCUGUUCGUGCCCCUCUGGAUAUCGUCUUGCAGAUGAUAAGCGGACUUGUAUAGAUAUUGACGAGUGUGAAAACGGUGAAGCAAAGUGCGGCCAAGAAGAGGGUCAGGUUUGCCAGAACACACAGGGCGGGUACCACUGCCACAAAAUUGACUGCCCCAUCGGGUAUCGCCUUGAAGGAAGACAGUAA